Molecule: messenger RNA, 1203 nt
Organism: Penicillium oxalicum
Lineage: Eukaryota; Fungi; Ascomycota; Eurotiomycetes; Eurotiales; Aspergillaceae
Product: BAG family molecular chaperone regulator
Exons: 1
Coding region: 1-1203 (400 amino acids)
Biological process (GO): protein stabilization
Cellular component (GO): nucleus; cytosol; cytoplasm
Molecular function (GO): protein-folding chaperone binding; adenyl-nucleotide exchange factor activity
Source: RefSeq, a predicted model, not a curated record
AUGACUCUCCUGCCAUCACCACUCGCCCAGUCCACCUUGGGCGAAAAGUGCGCAGUCUAUCUGGACCACGUCAGCGACCAACUUCCUGUGUUUUUACACUCCCUUCGUCCUCGUCUGGAUCCGUAUUUGACCUCCUCGGUCACUACACUCCGAUCGGUCGCGCAGGCGCUGCCAUUCGAGGCAGACGAACAGAUUCUCGCUGUCGCUGCCGCGGUCCUUAUCGUCAUCUCCACUAUCAUCGCUAUGAGUUGGGGAAACCCAUUCAAUAAUUUCUGGCGGCGUUCGCCCAACCACGCUACGGCCCCACAAGUCCGCGACGAUGACUACAGCUACAUCACCCCAGACGAGAUUGUCAAUCCUCCGUCGCAGCCUAUCAGAUACGGAAAUCAGUAUGAUGCGGGAGCUGCUGAGAAUGAGCCAGAUAUCAUCUGCCUAAAACACCGAGGCACAAUCUACCCGUUACAUUUCCGGGCCUACGCCAUCGACGAUGGCUUAUUGACCGUCGGGGAUCUUCGCCAUACGGCAGCCGUCAAGAUGGGCGCCGAACAUCCGAAUCAGAUUCGAUUGUUGUACAAGGGCAAUAUUCUCAAAGACGAUCGUCGAACCUGCAAAGCUGAGGGACUGAAGCAGCAUUCCCAGGUCUUGUGUGUGGUUUCUGAAGCUGGAUCCAACACACCAAGUGAUCUUUCUGAUCCCGAAAAUGUGUCCACUCAAGAAGCCAUCCUUGACACCGAUGAAGUCCCUGGGCCUGUCGGGUCUUCUAGCAAGAAGAAGAGCAAUAAGAAGAAAAAGAAGAAGGGUGGGAAGCGCAACGAAGAGACACCUGCCUCCGAAUUCCUCCCGCCCUCUCCGUCUUCAGCACCGCCAAGGCCCACCUCCGCGGGUGCAGGCACCCCAGCCCUCCCGCCUAACUUGAAAACCAUUAAGACGCCGCUGGAGCAAGUCAACGCCUUGACUGCCUACUUACAAAAAGAGCUUUUACCGCUCUGUGAAGAAUACUUUGCGGACCCACCCAGUGACAUGAAGAAGCGGGAGUUUGAGUAUCGGAAGCUGAGCGAGACCAUUUUGGCGCAAGUCAUGUUGAAGGCCGAUGGUAUCGAGCCUGAUGGCAAUGAGACCGUGCGCAACGCCCGCAAGGCUCUGAUCAGAGAAGCGCAGAGCUGUCUCAACCGACUCGAUCAAGUCGGCAAGCAGCAAUCUUGA